UUCACACCCUCCCAGGCUCCCAGCGACGUCUACGUCCCGUUAUUCUCUCUCUCUCACCUCUUCGCGCAUCCAUGGCGAUCGGUAUCUUAGUACAAACCCUAGCCUCGGCCCUCGUAACCCUAGUUCUCUUCUUCCUCUCCGCGGCCGCGAUCUCGGCGAGGAGGAGGCGGAGGAGCGCGGCGGCGGCUGGGUUCUUCCACCCUUACACCAACGAUGGCGGCGGCGGCGAGCGCGUGCUGUGGUGCGCCGUCCGUGCCGUACAGGACGAGCGCCCGGAUCUGGAGUGCGCAGUGUUCACCGGCGACGACGCCUCGCCGGAGAGCCUCGCCGCACGGGCGGUCGACCGCUUCGGCGUGAAGCUGCUUCGCCCUCCCAAGGUAAUUCGCUUGUAUAGAAGGAAGUGGAUCGAGGAACGCACGUAUCCGCAUUUUACGAUGAUCGGACAAAGUCUUGGUUCAGUUUAUCUUGCAUGGGAGGCUCUGUGUAAAUUUACGCCCCAAUUUUACUUCGAUACAAGUGGUUAUGCCUUUACUUACCCUCUUGCUCGGUUGUUUGGUUGCAAAGUUAUAUGCUACACUCACUAUCCAACUAUCAGCUCAGAUAUGGUCGCGCGAGUUCGCCAGCGUAGUUCUAUGUAUAACAACAAUGCUUUGAUUGCCAAAAGUGUCUGGCUAUCGCGAUGCAAAAUCCUGUAUUAUACAUUGUUAAGUUGGUUGUAUGGAUUGGUUGGUUCUUGUGCACAUCUUGCGAUGGUAAACUCCUCAUGGACAAAGUCUCACAUUGAUAAGCUAUGGAAGAUUCCAGAACGUGCUAAAAGAGUGUACCCUCCCUGUGACACCUCUGCUCUUCAGAUGCUUCCACUGGAGAGACCGACAAAGCCUCCUAUUUUUAUAUCUGUUGCACAGUUUCGUCCAGAAAAGGCUCAUACUCUUCAGCUGGAGGCAUUUUCACUGGCUUUCCAAACCUUAGAACCAAAAUGUCAUAGACCAAAGCUCCAGUUUGUGGGUAGUUGUCGAAAUGAAGAGGAUUUAGAUAGAUUACAAAGGCUUAAAGAAAGAACUAGGGAACUAAAUAUGGACGAGUAUGUAGAAUUCCACAAAGAUGUCAUGUAUAGGGACUUAGUACAACUUCUAGGAGGAGCUGUUGCGGGUCUUCACUCCAUGGUUGACGAGCACUUUGGAAUAAGUGUCGUCGAGUACAUGGCAGCUGGAGCUAUUCCUAUUGCCCAUAAUUCAGCUGGACCGAGAAUGGACAUCAUUCUGGAAGAAGAUGGGCAUCAAACUGGAUUUCUCGCUUCUAGCAAAGAAGAAUACUGCGAUGCCAUCCUCAAAGUUUUGAGUAUGUCAGAGGAAGAGAGGCUACAAAUGGCGGCAGCAGCAAGAAAAUGCGCUCAGAGGUUCUCGGAGCAGAGGUUCUACGAAGAUUUUACAGCUGCGAUACGCCCAAUCUUUUCUAUUACCAGGAAAGAUCAUUCAUAGCACUACUCGAGUAGGAUUCUAUUUUUCUUUUCCGUAGAAUCAUGCAGGGAAGAAAAGGUCCCCAAUUUCAUAUCGAACCUUUCAACUCCAGCAUCGUGUUGGGAAUUCCGCAGGCUCCUAAUGUGAUGGAUUAUUGUCAAAUUAAAGUAAAGAAUAAAAAGUGAAGUAUAAGGACACUAGGAGCAUUGUUUACUUUCUCAUUUUUCAGAGUGAAUCAUGUACAUGAUAGAGCUUUUGAUAGAUGAUUAACUAAUGUUAUACUAAAGCUUUUCUUGAUUCUGGGAAGGAUAUUGAAGCUUUGCUAGAAAUAGAAAACGAGAUACGUAAUCUUUCGCCUAGUCGAGAGUGACGAUUUCCUUUUCAUUGUUUGUGCGGAUGUAAACUUGUGCUCUUUCAGUUUUAUGCGAAUCUUAGGCUUUCGAGAAUAGCAGUUGUUUCGCAGUGUGGCCUUUGGACUAACUGCAGCAACUACUAUGGCUUCACAGUUUCUUCA
Molecule: messenger RNA, 1971 nt
Organism: Ananas comosus (pineapple)
Lineage: Eukaryota; Viridiplantae; Streptophyta; Magnoliopsida; Poales; Bromeliaceae
Product: GDP-Man:Man(3)GlcNAc(2)-PP-Dol alpha-1,2-mannosyltransferase
Exons: 7
Coding region: 72-1478 (468 amino acids)
Biological process (GO): protein N-linked glycosylation
Cellular component (GO): endoplasmic reticulum membrane
Molecular function (GO): GDP-Man:Man(3)GlcNAc(2)-PP-Dol alpha-1,2-mannosyltransferase activity
Source: RefSeq, a predicted model, not a curated record